CAACACACCAAAAGUGGCGUGUUUUCUCGCGUGCCCGGAGGCAAAUCAACGGGAGCGGCCGGGGCGCCGGGCGCGGCCCCGUAUUUAAUGGCGUCACCGCUUGCUCACGCCUCCAACGUCUCGCAUUCCACUCCAUCCUCUCCGUUCCCGCAUCAUCAUCAUCGUCCUUGUCGUCGUCUCAGCGUCAUCGCCCCUCGCAUGCUUGUCAUGCAACCACGACCCCGCACCCUAUAUAUCCGUCGUUCGUCUAAGCUCCACGUCUCCCGAGCUAACCACAGUUGCUACGUGACAUGCUAGGCGUCGCGCGUGCAGCUAAGCUCGCUAGUCCUCGACGUGACAGCCUGACCCGACCCGAGGCUGAGCGAGCUAGGCCGUGGUCCAUGGCCGUGGCCGCCGCGGGGCGCAGGCGCUGCUGCCUCUGCGCGGGCGUUAUCGUCCUCGUCGUCGUCGCAGUCGCGGAGGGCGCCGGUGCCGGGGGCGACGGGUUCAUAACGUGGGACGACCUCAGCAUACCGUCCGCCGUGGCCGCGCCGCGCGGCGUGUCGGACGGCGCCGCGGGAGGAGCCCGCCGCGACCUGGGGACGAUCGUGGUGUCGCAGGACGGGACGGGGCACUCGCGGACCGUGCAGGGCGCCGUCGAUAUGGUGCCCGCCGGCAACCGGCGCCGGGUCAAGAUCCUCAUCAGGCCGGGCGUGUACAGGGAGAAGGUGACGGUGCCGAUCACGAAGCCGUUCGUGUCGCUCAUCGGCAUGGGCACCGGCCGCACGGUGAUCACGUGGCACGCCAGGGCGUCGGACGUCGACCCGUCGGGCCACCAGGUCGGCACCUUCUACUCCGCCUCCGUCGCCAUCGAGGCCGACUACUUCUGCGCCAGCCACAUCACCUUCGAGAACUCCGCGCCGGCGGCGCCGCCGGGAGCGGUGGGGCAGCAGGCAGUGGCGCUGCGGCUCUCCGGCGACAAGACGAUGCUGUACAGGUGCAGGAUCCUGGGGACGCAGGACACGCUCUUCGACAACAUCGGGCGGCACUACCUGUACAACUGCGACAUUCAGGGCUCCAUUGACUUCAUAUUUGGAAACGCAAGGUCCUUGUACCAGGGGUGCACGCUGCACGCCGUGGCGACGAGCUACGGCGCGAUCGCGGCGUCGCAGCGGAGCUCGGCGGCGGAGGACUCGGGCUUCUCGUUCGUGGGGUGCAGGCUCACCGGCUCCGGUAUGCUCUACCUGGGCAGGGCGUGGGGCAGGUACGCCAGGGUGGUCUACUCCUACUGCGACCUCAGCGGCAUCGUCGUCCCCCAGGGAUGGAGCGACUGGGGCGAUCGGUCAAGAACAAAGACGGUGCUGUUCGGAGAAUACAGCUGCAAGGGUCCAGGGGCGAGCGCGAGGCAGAGGGUACCUUGGUCCCGGGCGCUCACCUACGAGGAGGCUCGGCCGUUCCUCGGCCGGAGCUUCAUCAACGGUGAGCAGUGGCUCAGGCUGUAGAUCCCACUGCCGUUCCUCGGUCGGAGCUUCGUCGACGGCGAGCAGCGAUUUAGGCCGUACAUCCUGCAAAUUCUGCACAUUCCCCUUCUCUUUAGUUUUCUUCACUGCAGAUAAUGUACCUAGCAGAGCUAGUCAGUUGACAUGUACGGUGUACCAUACUACCAUGUAACAAACCUGACACGUCCAUAUAUGUAGUUGAGAUGAGAUUUGUAAGCCCUGUGAAUCAUGGCAAGAUAGGAGUUUGCAUGCGUGAAGGAACAGGGGAGGCCAUCAUGUGACACGCCUCAUGUCAGGGACCUCAGGCCUAACA
This is a messenger RNA of Phragmites australis (common reed), 1791 nucleotides long. RefSeq names its product pectinesterase QRT1-like. Gene Ontology annotation, biological process: cell wall modification. The record is from RefSeq and is a predicted model, not a curated record. Gene Ontology annotation, molecular function: pectinesterase activity. The coding region runs from base 291 to 1481 and encodes 396 amino acids. Lineage: Eukaryota; Viridiplantae; Streptophyta; Magnoliopsida; Poales; Poaceae. The transcript is spliced from 5 exons.